Molecule: messenger RNA, 1620 nt
Organism: Aspergillus oryzae RIB40
Lineage: Eukaryota; Fungi; Ascomycota; Eurotiomycetes; Eurotiales; Aspergillaceae
Product: MDR family MFS transporter
Exons: 2
Coding region: 1-1620 (539 amino acids)
Biological process (GO): transmembrane transport
Molecular function (GO): transmembrane transporter activity
Source: RefSeq, a predicted model, not a curated record
AUGUCUUCUAACGCAUCUCAACUAGAGAAGGAGUCACAUUCGACGGUGGCCCUCAGAGACUCUCAGAACAGCGACCAGCAAGAAAGCGAGACUCAAUACCCCGGCCCACUCAAGCUGACACUCAUCAUCAUAAGCCUGAAUCUUGCCAUGUUCCUUGUGGGACUCGACAACACCAUCAUUUCGAGCGCCAUCCCGAAGAUUACUGACCAAUUCCACGCUCUUGGUGACGUUGGCUGGUAUGCUAGCGCCUACCUCCUCACAAACUGCUCCUUCCAACUGAUAUGGGGGAAGCUAUUCACCUUCUACGUGGUGAAACGGGUUUACCUCACGGCGCUCUUCAUCUUUGAACUGGGGUCUCUGAUCUGCGCCGUGGCCCCGAGUUCAACGGCUCUGAUUGUCGGCCGUGCCAUUGCAGGCGUCGGCGGUGGUGGUGUCGGCAACGGUUCCUUUCUGCUCAUCGCUCACUGUGUGCCGCCACGCCAACGUCCGGCUUUCAUUGGCAUGAUGGGCUCCAUGUAUGGCAUUGCGUCCAUCGCGGGUCCUCUGAUGGGAGGUGCCUUCACGGACAAUAUCUCCUGGAGGUGGUGUUUCUAUAUCAACCUGCCUCUUGGUGUACUUCCCGCUGUCAUAAUUACCUUUUUUAUCGCCCCAUUCCGCGGCAGUAAGAAGGGCGAGGUCGGCUUCCUGAACCAGCUCAAACAGAUGGAUCUUCCAGGAACCGCGUGUCUUUUGCCUGGGGUCAUUUGUCUGCUGCUCGCCCUUCAGUGGGGCGGCUCCACCUACUCCUGGAAGAAUGGCCGCAUCAUCGCUCUGUUUGUGCUUGCCGGUCUUCUCUUUAUCGCUUUUAUUGUCAUUCAGUAUAUCAGCGGAGACCGCGCGACAGUCCCAGGUCGUGUCUUUAACAACCGAAAUAUCUGGGGCUCCGCUCUGUUUGGCUCCUGUGUGACCGCCGGCUUCUUCCUAUUGCUUUACUAUAUCCCAAUCUGGCUACAAGCCGUCAAAGGCGCCAGCGCAAUCAAAUCCGGAAUCAUGAAUCUCCCCAUGCUCCUAGGCAGCGUCAUAUUCUCCCUACUAGGCGGCGCCCUCACCUCCAUAAUCGGCUACUACAUGCCCUUCGCCUACCUCACCGUGAUCCUGAUGUCCAUCGGCAGCGGACUCCUCUCCACCUUGCAAGUCGACUCCGGCCACGCCAAAUGGAUCGGCUACCAGUUCCUCGUCGGCGCGGGAGUGGGCAGCGGCCUGCAGACGGCGUUUGCUGCCCCUCAAUGUGUGCUACCCCUCGAAGACAUUCCGAUCGGUACCGCCGUCGUCAUCUUCACGGAAAACCUCUCCGCCGCCGUCUUCGUCUCGGUCGCCCAGAACGUGUUCUCCAACCAGCUGAGAACUAACCUGGCCACGUACGUGCCUGAGGCUGACGCGCGUGCCAUCUUGUCUGGUGGUGCUACUGAUAUAAAGAAUUUUGUGCCGCAGGAGCUCUAUCAGGGUGUUCUGUUUGCUUAUAAUAAGGCCUUGGAUCAGACAUUUUAUGUUGGGGUUGCCCUGUCUUGUUGUGCGAUUUUGGGAACUCUUGGUAUGCAGUGGGUGUCGGUUAAGAAGAAGGAUGAUGCACCAUCUAACUAG